Anguilla rostrata (American eel) is the source of this 7230-nucleotide messenger RNA. RefSeq names its product regulating synaptic membrane exocytosis 1b (gene rims1b). Gene Ontology annotation, cellular component: cytoskeleton of presynaptic active zone; presynaptic membrane. The transcript is spliced from 33 exons. NCBI's taxonomy places the organism in Eukaryota, Metazoa, Chordata, Actinopteri, Anguilliformes, Anguillidae. The record is from RefSeq and is a predicted model, not a curated record. Gene Ontology annotation, molecular function: transmembrane transporter binding; small GTPase binding. Gene Ontology annotation, biological process: regulation of synaptic vesicle exocytosis; calcium ion-regulated exocytosis of neurotransmitter; positive regulation of synaptic transmission. Bases 700 to 5709 code for a protein of 1669 amino acids.
CGGAGGGGAGAAGAGGUGUGUAAUGCUUGUAAAAGAGGAGGCGCGUCACCAACCCACUAAAACAGGAAAUGGGGAAGGGAAAAUAGGCUGUGUGUGUGUGUGUGUGUGUGUGUGUGAGUCUCUGUGUGUGUGUUCGCGCAUAGUGAGCCCCCCAUUCUCAAAUGAGCGAGCGCGCCUCCGUUAGAGGAUGGCACGCGCUUGAGGGGCUGCGGUCCCAUUGACUGCUCCGUCUCCCUGACAGCAGUGGCAUCAGCAGCGCGGAGGCAGCGAGAGAGAGAGGGUGUGAGAGAGUGAGCGAGCGAGAGAGAGCGCGAGCGAGCUAGGAGCGCCUCGCGGACUCCUCCUAGCCAUCAUCCAACACCCAAGCCCAAGUCUGGUGGCGGGGACAUCUUGGAUCAGCCAACUGAUCUCGCUUCCUUCGGCUCGUGUCACCUCCUGGCGAAGCGAUGGGCUGCCCGUAACGAGUGGUGGAGGGGAGCGGCGGGCAGGCGGGGGGUGGGGGGGAUAGAGAGAGAGAGGGGAGAAAAAGCCGAACAGAAACAAAAGCACAACCGUGGGUGCCCGCAACCAUGAAAGGUUUGCACUGUUUGCAAGAGCUGCCGCUCUUCCCGUGGACUAUGUCGUGAGGAGUGCCUUUCUUCGCUCGGAUUUUCGUCAAAAAAAAAAAAAAAAAAACGACACGCCAAGGAGGGGUAAAAGAUGUCCGCCUCCGUGGGGCCCCAAAGCGGCCCUCGCCCACCCACAGCGCCGACUUCCAUGCCCGAUCUGCCGGACCUCAGUCACCUCACGGAGGAGGAGAGGAAGAUUAUCAUGGCAGUGAUGGUUCGGCAGAAGGAGGAAGAGGAGAAGGAAGAUGCCAUGUUAAAAAGGCUGCACCAGCAGUUUGAGAGCUACAAGGAGCAGGUGCGUCGGAUCGGGGCGGAGACGCGGCGGCCGCAGGGACAGGCGCAGCAGAAGGACGACGCCCCCACCUGCGGGAUCUGCCGCAAGACCAAGUUCGCCGACGGCUGCGGGCACCUCUGCUCCUACUGCCAGACCAAGUUCUGCGCCCGCUGCGGGGGGCGUGUCUCCCUGCGCUCCAAUAACGUGAUGUGGGUGUGCAACCUGUGCCGUAAGCAGCAGGAGAUCCUCACCAAGUCGGGAGAAUGGUUUUCGGGGCGGGGCGCGAAGCCGCCGGGCCUGGGCGCGGCCGUCAGCGACCCCGCCAUGUGCGGUGAGGCGGGGGGGCGGGACAGGAAGGUGCGAUCCCGCUCGCAGAUCCCCCUCGGCGGCGGGGCCCCCCCCACCGACACCGCCGCGGCGCCCGCCACCACCGCCGUUGCCCCCGGCGACCGCAACAGCAAGGGACCCGACCCCGCCCAGACCAACAUGGCCACCCUGCGGUCCCGCAGCGAGCCGCCGAGGGAGAAGAAGAGGCCGCUGUCCGUCCCGGAGCAGAACGGGAAGGUGGUGGGGGUGCGGGGGGAGCGCCGGCGGGGGCCCGGGAAGCAGCUGUCCCAGACGGCGGAGGACCGGGAGCCGGGGGACAGGCGCGAGGGCCGGCGCCUGGAGAAGGGGCGGUCCCAGGACUACCCGGACGCGGCGGCGGGGGCGGGGACGGGGACGGGGGCGGGGGCGGUGGAGGAGGGGCGGAGGCGGCGCGAGGAAGAGGAGCGUCAGCGCCAGCGGGAGGAGGAGUUCCAGACCCGUUACCGCAGCGACCCCAACCUGGCGCGCUACCCGGUGAAGCCGCAGCCCGAGGAGCAGGAGAUGCGCAUCCACGCCAAGGUGUCCAAGGCGCGGCACGAGCGUCGCCAUAGCGACGUGGCCAUCAACGAGGUGGGGCUCCCCGAGGGGGGCGGCGGCGGGGACGCGCCCCAAAACCGCCUGGGCAGGCAGAGGGGGGGCGAGGGGGAGCGUAAGGUCCUGCUGGAGAACCACCGCUCGUACUCCGCGGACAGGACCGGAGGGGGCGGGGGCGGGGGCGGGGGCGGGGGCGGGGGCGCGCCCCAGCCCAAACAGAACCACGGCCCCCAGCCCCCCGGGCCCCGGGCUGGGCCGGCCCCCCCCGCAGGGCCCCCGAACCUCAGGGAGCCCCAGGACUGGGGCAGGCCCGGCCUCCUGGAGCCCGGCUCCGCCGCCCUGCUGCGCAAGGCCAAGCGGGAGAAGAUGGAGAACAUGCUGCGCAACGACUCGCUCAGCUCCGACCAAUCAGAGUCGCUGCGCCCGCCGCCGCCCCGCCCCUACAAGACCAAGCGCGGCGGCCUCAACAAGCGGCAGAUGUCCGUCAGCAGCUCGGAGGAGGAGGGCGGGUCCACGCCCGAGUACACCAGCUGCGAGGACGUGGAGAUCGAGAGCGUCAGCGAGAAAGGUGACUGGGACUGCUAUCCUCUGGAUCCAGCCGUGUGGCACCAUCCCGUCACAUGGCAGCCGUCCAAAGAGGGCGAUCAUUUAAUCGGGCGCAUCACCCUGAGCAAGAGGACGGCCAUGCCCAAGGAGGCCGGGGCCCUGCUGGGCCUGAAGGUCGUUGGCGGGAAGAUGACGGAGACGGGGCGGCUCGGGGCCUUCAUCACCAAAGUCAAGAAGGGGAGCCUCGCCGACGUGGUGGGCCACUUACGCGCAGGCGACGAGGUCCUGCAGUGGAACGGGAAGCCGUUGCCUGGAGCAACGAAAAAGGAAGUUUACAACAUCAUUCUGGAAUCCAAAUCGGAACCUCAAGUGGAAAUAGUUGUCUCCAGGCCUAUUGGAACCAUCCAUCGCUUUCUUUCCAAAAACUUCUUGAGAAGGGUGUAUAAAGCAUAUCAAGAUAUACCGAGAAUUCCAGAAACAUCACAUCCUCCUUUAGAAUCUACAGGUUCAAGUUCCUUCGAAUCCCAAAAGAUGGAGCGGCCCUCCAUCUCCGUAAUGUCCCCUACCAGUCCCGGGACCCUCCGCGACAUCCCCCAGCUGCUCCCCGGACAGCUGUCUGUGAAGCUGUGGUACGAUAAAGUCGGCCACCAGCUGAUCGUGAACGUGCUCCAAGCCAUAGACCUGCCUGCCCGGCUGGACGGGAGGCCCAGGAACCCCUACGUCAAAAUGUACUUCCUGCCCGACAGGAGUGACAAAAGCAAGCGGAGGACCAAGACGGUGAAGAAGAGCGCGGAGCCGAAAUGGAACCAGACCUUCCUGUACCCCCACGUGCACCGGCGGGACUUCAGGGAGCGCAUGCUGGAGAUCACCGUGUGGGACCAGCCCCGCGUGCAGGAGGAGGAGAGCGACUUCCUGGGGGAGAUCCUGAUCGAGCUGGAGACGGCGCUGCUGGACGACCUGCCGCACUGGUACAAGCUGCAGACCCACGACGUGUCCUCGCUACCUCUGCCCCAGCCCUCCCCCUACCUGCCCCGUCGCCACGGACACAGCGACAGCCCCAGCAAGAAGCUGCAGAGGUCUCAGCGCAUCUCUGACACAGAUUAUGAUGAUCAUAUAGCGCUGGUCACCUCAGCCGCAGAGAGGAACUCGCGGGAGAGGGAGCGCUCCAGCACGCUGACGGUGCCCGAGCAGCAGAGGUCCGCCCAGCUGCGCUCGCGCUCCGUCUCCCCGCACCGGGACGACCCGGGCCGGGCGCGGUCCCGCCCCCCCAACGUGCCCAUGCAGAGGAGUCUGGACGAGAUCCACCAGAACAGGCAGUCGCAUUCCCCCUUCCGUUACCAUGACUCCCGCGGCCACCACGAUCACAUGUCCCAGGAUUCCGACCAGGACUACUCUGAGGACAGUGAGGUCCUCAUGACGCGCAGAACUAUCCGUGGCGGGAGUGCGGAGUGCCUGCACACAAACAGGAGCUCAGCUAGACACAGCAGAAUGCUCCCCCCAAAGAUGCCCUUGUUAGUCAAUGGCAUUCAUAAGGAGAUAUACAGCGCCACCCUCCCUGCAUGCUUAAAGACCAAGCCGCUGCUCAGACCGGACGGUGGUGCACCCCCCCGCCCUGCUACCCCACAGCGUGUGCUCAGAUUCACUGACGAGAUCACGCUUAGUGAUCUGCAGCCCUCUCUUGACAGGGUCAAAAGUGCCAGUACCAACUGUUUGAGACCCGAACCCAGUUUCCGUUCGUCCGAACGAGAAAGGGGUUCCCAAUCCCUGCCACGCAGGCGACCAGCAAGCCCCAGGAUUUUAAUCCAGCAUGCGUCCCCCGAAGACGACAGACUGCAGCCCACCUCUAUAUUAAGGGGAAGCAGAGGAAAGCCACUGCCUCUGCAGCCGCUGGGUCAGAUGCCCUUUGGGGGAUUCUGCCCGGGCUCAGACCAACUGGACAGAGCACAUGCACAUAGAAGCCCCUCCCACUCCCCUCCCACGGGGACCCCCUCAUCAGGCCGCAGGGGGAGGCAGCUGCCGCAGGUCCCCCUGAAAAGCAGCAGCAUAGAGCAAGCCCUAGCAGUGGAGGAGCGAGCUCGUCAGCUGCAGAUGAAGGUUCACUCCUACAGGACCUCCACCGCCUCCAGCUCCAGCCAGGACCUGGAGCUGGAGCUCAAGACCAAGCGUGAGCUCUACAAGGAGCAGAGGAGGAGCUCUGACAACAUGUCCGCCAAGUCCUCCGACAGUGACAUCAGCGAUGUGUCGGCCAUGUCGAUACAGUCGGAGAGGCCCAGGGGACGCAUCAGGUCCAAGUCCUUAGAGAGCUGCAAUGGGGAGGAGGAGGUGAAAGAGAGGAAAGAGAGGAGGAUAUCGUGGGGGCUGAGUUGCACGGAGGAGAGGAGGAGCGAGGGAGAGAGUCGCCUCUCUGAAGAGCUGAAGAGGAGGCGGCACACCGUGGGGGACGUCAGCAGGCAGAUGCGCGCGUGUGGGCGGAGCAUGCUGAAGAGCACGAGCGUGAGCGGGGAGAUCUACUCACGCGAGCGCACGGACGGCAGCCAAUCGGACACGGCGCUGGGCUCGCUGGGCUCCGGCGGGAAGAAGCGCCGCUCCAGCCUCAGCGCCCGCGUGGUCGCCAUGGUGGGGUCCCGCCGCAGCCGCAGCACGUCCCAGCUCAGCCAGACGGAAGCGGGCAAUAAGAAGAACAAGGGCCAGAUCCAGCGCAGCCAGGAGACGGGCAUGGCCGUGGAGUACCCGCGAAACGCCGUGCCGCGCCAGGCCAGCCGCGAGUCCAACAACGGCAGCAUGAACAGCUACAGCUCAGAGGGAAAUCUCAUCUUCUCAGGGGUUCGUCUGGGGGCGGACAGUCAGUUUAGCGACUUCCUGGAUGGACUGGGCCCCGCUCAGCUGGUUGGCAGGCAAACCCUCGCCACGCCCGCCAUCGGAGACAUUCAGAUCGGAAUGAUGGACAAGAAAGGACAGCUGGAGGUGGAGGUGAUCAGAGCCCGUGGCCUCAUACAGAAACCCGGGUCCAAAUCCCUCCCCGCCCCGUAUGUUAAGGUCUAUUUGCUGGAUAACGGAGCGUACGUAGCCAAAAAGAAAACAAAGAUUGCACGAAAAACACUUGAUCCCCUCUAUCAGCAAGCGCUACUUUUUGAGGAGAGUCCACAGGGUAAAGUUCUGCAGGUAAUAGUCUGGGGAGACUACGGGCGAAUGGACCACAAAUGCUUCAUGGGAGUUGCACAGAUCCUAUUGGAGGAGCUGGACCUAUCGAGUACAGUGAUUGGCUGGUACAAACUGUUUCCGCCCUCCUCGUUGGUGGAUCCCACGUUAGCGUCUCUGACCCGACGCGCUUCCCAGUCAUCGCUUGACAGUUCGUCGGGACCCCCCGGUGUUCGGUCCUAGUAGACUCGCGGGAGAACGAAUUACUGGGGGGGGGGGUCGGGUGGGUUAGAUAGAAAAUAAAUUUUAAAAACUUAGAGCAACAAUCAGAAACAGACAGAAUCACGAUCAAAGCUUUGUUGGAGCCUGACAAUCACUCCUGUAGCUUUCCUUGAUUUUUAGUAGUUUUUUUUUCUCUCUCUUUUUAAAAUUGUUUGUCAUUCUUUUAUUUCGUGUUCGUUAUGUUUUUUAUUUCUUCAAAAUAAUAAUAAUAAAUAAAUAAAUAAAUAAAUAAAAAAUAGGGCUGUCACAGAAAGCGAGUGAAAACUCUGAUGAAGUGAUAACACAGGGAUGAGGUGAUAACACAGGGAUGAGGUGAUAACACAGUGAUGAGGUGAUAAAACAGUUAUGAGGUGAUAACACAGUGAUGAGGUGAAAACACAGGGAUGAGGUGAUAACACAGGGACCACAGGGUUUAAAUGCUGAAAGCAGGCCGGUUUUUUAACCCGAACGGCAGCAGUGAGGGACCCGCGCUCGUUAAGCGGUCCUGUCGGACCCUGACCGUCCGGAGGUGUUCCGCGCCGGCGGCUGGGUGUGAUGUUGCCGUGGCGAUCCUCUCCUCGUGCGCGGGCGCCGCGGGGUCCGGCCCCGGGCCCCUACCCCUCGGCACAGAGCCCUUUCCAGUCUGUCCGUCACACGCCGCUCUUGUUUUUCCCCACUAUCUUCUCUCUCACUCUCUCUCUCUCUCUGUUUAUUGCACACUGGCGCUCACAUUCGCAUCAUGAGAAAAAAAGAAAGAGUUUUUAUGUUUUCUGAUGUUUUGCAUGGAAUAAAAAAACAAAGAAGAAAAGGAGAAAAAAAAACUGAAAUGAAAAAACAAAGCAAUCUCUCUGCUACUGAUGCUGGGGACUUUUUAGGAGAAGCAGCGUCACUUUAAUUUUAUUAUUAUUACUGUUGUUAUUAUUACUUUUAUUUUGACAGUGAAACGCUUGCUUGUAGUGCCACUCACUCCGUUGCAUCAUGAACGUGUGGAAUUCGAGCCUCUCUGUGUAGACAGACGUACAUUCUUACCUCCUCUGAGGGGUCGACCAAUAAAAGGGGUUUUAGCAUAAGCCACUUUGAGCUGUCGCCAUGGCGAGGGCCCGCGUGUCGCUGGGGACACUUCGGCCUGCCACGGAGAGAGCGUGAUUAAAAUAAAAUGAAAUAAAAUAAAAUAUUCGGUUCAGUUUCACUGACUGUUUCAGGGGUGGAAACCCUGCACAUGUUAGAGUUUUUAUCAGACUUCUGUUUACAUUAUUUUGAGAUUAACGCAAGCACAAGAGCUUGAUUUUUUACUGCAAAAAGUUUAACUUUUUGAAAAAAAAUGGUGAAAAAAAAGAAAAAAGUCAAAUUAAGAUUUGCUUCGUUUACGUCAGUUUCAUUUCCUCUUUGCCUAGAUUUGUGGGGGAAAAAUAAACAAACAAACAAACAAAAAAAACUAGACAAAAAAAAAAGAAAACUAAAUAAAUCAUUCAGAAUUCCCUCAUGCAUUUUCUGUGAAUGUGA